UACGAAGGGGGAGGGGGUAUCCCAUCGGAGUCGGCACGCGCAGACAGCAGGGAGAAGCCUCAGCAGCUAGACGAUACCGUUGUAUUUUUCCUGUGAACCGAGUGAAUAGCUAAAUAUCUCUGUUUCAACAUUUUCUCUUAAAAACGUAGGUUGACGUCUGUAUUUAAGAAAUUUAAAAUGGUUGAUCGCGAGCAGCUGGUUCAGAAAGCCAGGCUGGCUGAGCAGGCAGAGCGAUAUGACGAUAUGGCAGCUGCCAUGAAAUCGGUGACGGAGCUGAAUGAGGCGCUGUCCAAUGAGGAGCGGAACCUACUCUCGGUGGCCUACAAGAACGUGGUGGGCGCCCGGCGUUCCUCCUGGCGCGUCAUCUCCAGCAUCGAGCAGAAGACCUCGGCCGACGGCAACGAGAAGAAGAUCGAGAUGGUGCGGGCGUACCGCGAGAAGGUCGAGAAGGAGCUGGAGGCCGUGUGCCAGGACGUGCUCAACCUGCUGGACAACUUCCUGGUCAAGAACUGCAACGACACCCAGCACGAGAGCAAGGUGUUCUACCUGAAGAUGAAGGGCGACUACUACCGCUACCUGGCCGAGGUGGCCACUGGCGAGAAGAAGGCCGCCGUGGUGGAGUCGUCCGAGAAGUCGUACAGCGAGGCGCACGAGAUCAGCAAGGAGCACAUGCAGCCCACCCACCCCAUCCGGCUGGGCCUGGCGCUCAACUACUCCGUCUUCUACUACGAGAUCCAGAAUGCACCUGAGCAGGCCUGCCACCUGGCCAAGACCGCCUUUGACGACGCUAUCGCCGAGCUGGACACCCUCAACGAGGACUCCUACAAAGACUCCACUCUCAUCAUGCAGCUGCUACGAGACAACCUCACGCUGUGGACGAGCGACCAGCAGGACGAGGAGGGCGGAGAGGGCAACAACUAAAGAA
Molecule: messenger RNA, 925 nt
Organism: Clupea harengus (Atlantic herring)
Lineage: Eukaryota; Metazoa; Chordata; Actinopteri; Clupeiformes; Clupeidae
Gene: ywhag1
Product: 3-monooxygenase/tryptophan 5-monooxygenase activation protein, gamma polypeptide 1
Source: RefSeq, a predicted model, not a curated record